UCAUUGGCCUUUUGCAAAAGCUUCAUAAACUCCUUGCUGUCUAGGAUUUGGAAACUACCAGUUGCUUCAACUCAGUUUCCCUCCAAGAUGUUGAUUGCACCACCCCUGCAGCGAUAUGAGCUGCCAUAGUUUUCCCUCCCCAACUCAGUUGCACAACUUUUAGGAAAAUACCAGAGUGAAAUUAUCUGAACCUAUGACUGAACCUAAAUUACACGUGGCCACACCUUCCCAGACAACAUGUGGAGGCAGGAUUCAAUAGCAGCAGUUCUCAAGGUAACUGCAGGAAGAGGUUAUCCUCUAUAUAGGAACAUUGAAGGGGCAUGGAGUGGUUCUGGGCCCCAGAGCUAAAAAUGCUACAUCUGGCCAAACCUCCUAAUGUACAGUGAAAUGGCCAUUUGCUUCCAGUUCCCUCUCUUCUCCUUGAUACCACUUUUCAUCUCAGGUGCAUUACUACCAGCUCCUCAGAACAUCACAAUUCUCUCCACCAAUAUGAAGCACUUUCUGAGCUGGAGCCCAGUGGUGGUCCCUGGAGAAGCUGUAAAAUAUUCAGUUGAAUUUCAAGGGGAAUAUGAGAGGGAAUAUGCCAAUGACAGCUGGAUUCCCAUUGGAGAGUGUACAAGCAUUCACAUUACUCAGUGUGACAUCACAGAAGACAUUUCUGCCACAGUGCCAUACAAUCUGCGUAUUAGGGCUGCCCUUGGGACACAGGCCUCACGCUGGGCCACCCUCAAUGGCUUUUUCAGUCGUGUCACAACCUCCCUCUUUCCACCUAAGAUGACAGUUACAGCUGAUGGAUAUCAUUUGUUAGUGGAGCUAGAGUAUCUUGGACCUGCCUUUGAAUUCUGGAUAUUUUACUGGAAGAAAGGCCAACAACAUGAGAUGAACCGCAAAGUGGUGAGAGACAGCAGCACCGCUAUACAUCUGGAGACCAUGGAAGCUGAUACUGAGUACUGUGUGAAAGCUCAGACGUACGUUGAGGCCAUCAAUCGAAACAGCAAUUUCAGUGAGGUGCAGUGUGUGAAGGCUGGAGAUGGCAACAGAAUAUGGGUAACAUUUGCCCCACUCUUCUUGAUCAUAUUUAUUGCAUCUGCUUUGUUCCUUCCUUGGGUCACAUGGAAAAUCUUCCAGGUCUGCCAAUAUUCCUGCUGCCCAAACGAGGACAUGCCGGACACUUUGAAACUAACAGAAUCACCUGCUAGGAUGCUAAAUUACAAGGGAGAAGAGAUAGAGAAGUGUGACGAGUCUGUUCAAGUGCUGCACCCUGAAGAGUUUCUCCUCCUUUAUGAUUUAUGAGAACCUUUGACACAAACUGCAAAAUGAGACCUCAAACUCUGCCUUCAUCUUUCCCAAUCCAAUAUGGGCACAGGCAGCUUCCCCCCCCCCCCUUUUAAAUUGUGAAGGAACAGGUUGCACAAUAACUGGAAACCAAGGUGCUUUCUUCAAAGAGAAGAGUGCCACAUGGCUAGCAAGUCAUAGUUCCUGUGUUCAAGAUUUUACAAGGAAGGUUGAGGCUAAUCCACCCUCUCCUAGGAUCACAUAACCACAGAAUCAUAGAGUUGGAAGAGACCACAAGGGCCAUUCAGUCCAAACCCUUGCCAUGCAGGAACUCACGAUCAAAGCAGCCCAGAUAGAUGGCCAUCUAGCCUCUGUUUAAAGACCUCCAA
This is a messenger RNA of Sceloporus undulatus (fence lizard), 1664 nucleotides long. It is a transcript of the gene IL20RB, whose product is annotated as interleukin 20 receptor subunit beta. Bases 376 to 1293 code for a protein of 305 amino acids. Gene Ontology annotation, molecular function: interleukin-20 binding. The record is from RefSeq and is a predicted model, not a curated record. Lineage: Eukaryota; Metazoa; Chordata; Lepidosauria; Squamata; Phrynosomatidae. The transcript has 7 exons.